Molecule: messenger RNA, 435 nt
Organism: Letharia columbiana
Lineage: Eukaryota; Fungi; Ascomycota; Lecanoromycetes; Lecanorales; Parmeliaceae
Exons: 1
Coding region: 1-435 (144 amino acids)
Source: RefSeq, a predicted model, not a curated record
AUGAUCACUGCCGCAAUCGAUGACGCAAUCAGUCAGGCUAUGCCAGCCUUCGAGACCAGACUGACAGCUUUCGAGACCAGACUGACAGCUAUUGAAGCCAAAUUCCGCCCUGCUGAGUACCAAGUUACCGCUCCUCAGCAUAGGCCAUGGCAACAAUCAAUUGUGGAGAAAACUGCGGAGAAAUCUACGGAGAAAACUGCGGUGAAAUCUACGGAGAAGACUACGGAGAACAAGAGCACGGGCAGCAGCAGCGACAAUGACAAUACGGGCACGCUCUCCACUAUUCCACACCAAGCUACUAUGCAUUAUUGCAGAGAGUCUCCUAUUCGCCUUAAUAACGCUUUACUUCUCGCCUCUCUUCUCGUCUCUCAACUCGCCUCUCCACCUGACUACAUUCACUACGCGAAAGGCAUGGAGGCUACAGGUCAAGGAUAG